Molecule: messenger RNA, 2316 nt
Organism: Magallana angulata
Lineage: Eukaryota; Metazoa; Mollusca; Bivalvia; Ostreida; Ostreidae
Product: glycoprotein 3-alpha-L-fucosyltransferase A-like
Exons: 2
Coding region: 1083-2255 (390 amino acids)
Cellular component (GO): membrane
Molecular function (GO): alpha-(1->3)-fucosyltransferase activity
Source: RefSeq, a predicted model, not a curated record
AAAAAUAAUAUAUAUUGUUAAUGACACCUUACUGUUGUUGUGUUCAAAAUAGGAGACAAAUAAUCUUAAAGCAAUAUGAGCUGUAUUUUUUAGAAUUUUAUUUUCUUGCAAAAAUCUGCUAGAGUGAUAAGUAUGCAUGUACCAUAAACUUUUAUGAUUAUUAAGACUUGAAAGAAUCAUUAAUUUUCGUCAGAAAAAGGUUUCUCUUCAAAGGAAUAUACAGCAGAUCAAUUUUUGUACAGGACGACAAUAAUUUAAUUUUGCUUCAAUUAAGGCUACUUUACGGCUUUUCCAAUAAAAAUAUGGCUAACAGAACUUUAAAAACCAUGAUAUUUUUGUCAUUUAAGUAGAAAAUAACAAUUUCGUAUAAAAAAAUUUCAGCAUGAAAAUUGCAGCUCAUAUUGUUUUAAAUAAGUUUACACUGUAACGUCAUGAUAAUUUUUUCGUUUUAGCUAAAGUCACAAAAAGAACAAGUUGUUUUGGUUAUUUUAAAUUUUAUAAAUUUGACCCAAAUCGUGGCCAUGUCCCUUUAAGAGUCGAUGUUACACAUUUGAACGUUAAAUGUACUCAAAUACCUGCUUUUCAUGAGCUGUUGCACAAUUUUACACCUGCACUCUGGUAACCUGAUCUGUCUUUACACUGCACUGCGCCGAUGUGACCUUUGGUAUUUUGGGGGGUUUUUUGCUCUUAUUUUUUCUGUUUAAUUCUAAUGGGGAAUGGUUACAAUUUCACAGAACGGGAUGAUUACAGUUCUACGGAAGGUUCAUAAGUAAUUAGGCUUUUUCGUUAAUUUUCUUCUGCGAAUGCAAAAAUAGUCUUCUGGAUAUACAAUGUAAUAUUCUUUGUCAAAACAAAUGAUAAAAACCACCAGCAUAUUUACCUUGCAGUCAUCUUCUAAAGCAAGCUAAUCUCGCGACAUCUAAUGUAACUUAUGUUUAGUCUCGCGAGAUUUGAGACUUACGUCGGACAUUUUCAUUGGCUUAUCUGUAAUCGCUCUAGAAAACCAACAACAUAAACGAAACAUGAAAUGAUUUUUCGUUUGAUGAAAAAUUGACAUUUGGUUGCCUUUUAAGCGUUGUAGGAUGAGAAGAAUACAGUGGCAGUAUGUUGUCCUUAUGCUUGGAGUAUGUCUGUCAAUACAUCUUCUAGGAAAUCUAGUGGUGAAUAAUUUCCACCAAAGACUCAACAAUACGGAUAUGCAUAAAACACCCCCAGAGCCAAAAACCCCACUCAUCCAAAACAAGAACAGUGUCGUGUCCAGUCAUUACAAUCAAGAGAUACUUAACACUGCAGAUUACAAAUCUAAUUCCACCAAAAACAUCGGUAUAUUAUUUUACAAUAAGCCAUCUUGGAUGUCUUUCGAGUCAACAGUUAUUGAUUCAACAAGAUGUCCCAAUAUAAAACAAAAAUGCACAAUAUAUACCAAUAACAAGAAUUACGAAAAAUCAAAGGGAGUUAUUUUCUAUGGGGAGAAACUUCCUUCAAAAGUCCCAGAGAAAAAGAAUGGGCAGGUUUGGACGUUCUUUUCGAUUGAAUCUCCUUUUCUGUAUUCUGUAAGGCUGGAGUGGAAAAAUAAAUUUUCAUGGACAAUGACAUAUAGACGAGACUCUGACUUCACCUAUUUUUACGGAAAAAUUCAGAAGCGAGAAAUCCCAUUGUCCCGAAACUACUCUGAAGUGUACAAAAGAAAAAACAAGACCAUAUCAUGGGCUGUAAGCAAUUGUAACUCGUUUUCAAAACGUGAGGAAUACGUUAAGAAACUCCAGAAGUACAUAGGUGUGGAUGUAUAUGGUAAAUGUGGAAAACUUAAAUGUGGACAGCGGUCGGCGGGUGUAACCGACUGUCACAAAAAGUUCGCGGAAGAAUACAAAUUCUACCUAGCAGUCGAAAACUCAAUAUGCAAAGACUACACCACAGAGAAACUAUUUAAUUUUUUCUUUUACGAUCUCCCUAUGAUUCCCAUAAUCAAUGGACCUAAAAAUGCCCAUGAAUACAUACCAAAGGGAACGUACAUUAAUAUACUAGACUACGCAUCUCCUGAAGAAUUGGCUAAGGAUCUAGAAAGAAUUGGAUCAAACGAAACUCUUUAUUCCGAGUAUUUAAAGGAGAAGGACAAAUAUACAGGAAGUAGAUUUCGUUGGGAAUUAGUUUUAUGUCCAAUGUGUUCUAGACUUCAGGAAUAUUCUUUAGCCAGUAGCAAAAUUAUACCAGAUAUUAAUUCUUGGAUUUGGAAUGAUACUUGUAUCAAGCCAUAAUGUUCGUAGUAUGUUUUUAAUGUUAAAUAGUUCUAAUGUGGGAGAUUAAAAUUAAAAUCUG